UUCUGAUCUUCCUCUAUUGUCGUCGCUGCGGAGAUCAGCUGCUCCGCCCUUAACGAUCGCCAGCAUGCAGCAGGUCGCCGAGACUGAAAGCGCAGGGAAAGAGAGGACGUCUUGUCCUUUGCACGGCUGCAAGCGGAUGUACUCGGACACGGCCGCUCUGGAGAGCCACGUCAAGGACCACGAGAUCUCGGCUCAGUCCCUUCCAGGAAAGGUCCUGUUGUGCUCCACCGUAGGAUGCAGCGGUUCCUUCCCCGACAUGCAGAAACUGAUGGAACACAUGAGGCACCAUCACAAACCCAACAUAUUCUUCCUGUGCGAGAGCUGCCGCACAAAGUUGCGAUCCUACCGUGGCCUCCUGACUCACCUGCACACCUGUUCCAAAGUGUCGCGGGGCAGACCGAAGCCGUUGGAACCGGCGGCCGCACCUGCUGCGGUGACUGACCUGGACCCGAAGCCCCCGCUGUUGGACCCGGUGUCCACCCCCCAGCCGCUUCCCUCUGAAAUCCCCAAAACAGAAAGUUCCUUCCUGGCGGCGGUCCUGGACACAGACCCUGCCCCCCCUUUACUCGGACCCCCCUUCUUGUCCAACCCGGAGACCUCCCCUCCCCACCUUGCUCCGCUGCAGCUCACAGAGGCAGCAUCCCAGCCUUGGAUCAAGAGCGAACCCUCCGAUCUGCCUUUAUCUCUAAACCUGGAUGGCCCGACGGCAGCUCCGGUCGCCCCCGAUGCCCAGGGUCAGCACCUGAAUCGAGCCAGGUCUCCUGAGCCCGUCUACCCUGCUCCCGGACCAGCGCCACGCUCUCCUCCCGGGUCUGCCACUGUCUGGAAGAAGGGUCAAGGGGCCUGCAGCAGACGCAUCCUCUGGGAGCACACCAAAGGGCGCUACACCUGCGUGCAGUGUGGCCACUUGGUAACCAACCGCAAGGAAAUGACUCACCACAUCAGCACAAGGCACAGCGGCAGCCAACCCGUGGACAACGGCGGGGGCUCGGCCAGCAGCCAACCCGUGGACAACGGCGGGGGCUCGGCCGCCAGCUCGUAGCACGCGUGAGCCGACGUCCUCAAGGUCUCCCGUUUCUGUCCCCGUUUUAUUCUGAGUAUACAACAGUACGUUAAACAUUUUCGCAGUACUGUUGCUUCCAUGCACACAAUUACUUUAUUAAAUAUCAGACUGAUGGUUCAUCCACAGCAACUUGUCUGCCACACACAUUUGAUUUGUUUCAUUACUACUGUAGGAGCUAACCUGCACCUGGAGCUGAUUAUCUUCCAUGGGGAAGUAGUGGAGACUCCAGUCUAAUAUUUUGUCAUUGACCAGCAAAACCCCAUAAUGUCAUUACGUUUGGCUCUAGAGGGCUUUCCACAUCUUUACAUUGAAGUGGCAGCUGGAAUUUCAAACACUUUGGAAAAGGAGGGUAUUUGGUUGGUUGCAGUCUGCAAACCUCGUCACUAGUUGCCACCAGAUGGGAGGAAGAAGAUGUAUAAGGCUUUGAUACACAUGCUUCUUUUAGAUACAUCAAUUGGUUGGUCUUUUCAUGGGAUUAAUUGACAAGAUAAACAGUCAGAUUGGCUGGAUCAAUUUCUCCCUUCCACCAAAACACUUGAUAAGAACGACAGUUAAGAAAAGCAGUUUAUUUUCAUUUUUUAUUACUUGGGUAAGUCAAAACGAGUUGAUACAAACACUCGAGUGCUCAGAGCGCCAGGUGACAUCGGCCAGCUCCAGCUACCCUCCUCUGUACAUCCAAACAUGCUCCUGAACAACCAUCACAGCGCAGUCCUUUCCACUAGCGUAACACAGACAAUACCACAUGACGAGAGGUCCCACUUGGUCACCAACAUGUGAAUUAUUAAACACAUGCACACGGAAAGGCUGUUUUUAACAAACAAAUCCCAUCACGUUGGCUGAAGGGGAGCCAUUGUUGAUACUCUAUACAUUAAAAAUAAUUAUUAACACAUGGUUUCAUAUUGGUCUGACAGCAUGAGCCAGCCUCCCAUCAGAUUUAGUACAUGUGGGGUUUUAAAUGGUUAAUGCUCCAUCUUAUUGUACAGCCCUGUAGUUUCAAUCUGUUAAUAAAACCUGCUGGAAAUGAA
Cyclopterus lumpus (lumpfish) is the source of this 2088-nucleotide messenger RNA. RefSeq names its product zinc finger protein 414 (gene znf414). Lineage: Eukaryota; Metazoa; Chordata; Actinopteri; Perciformes; Cyclopteridae. Bases 65 to 1042 code for a protein of 325 amino acids. The record is from RefSeq and is a predicted model, not a curated record. The transcript has 5 exons.